AUGACUCCUCCAUUUGGGGCUUCUGCCUCUGGAAGUUUUGGCCUCAGGGCACAUCCAGCUCUGCAGAUCAAUGUAAGUGCCUUAAUCCAAUCUAUCAGUAGUACAGAUAAGAAGCCUUCAGAGAAAGGAAAAGCUCAAUCCCCCACACCCCAUACUCUACCUACUGUGCUGAAAACCUACAAUAAGAAUCUGUCUGACUGGAAUCCCAGAGCAAAAGCUGCAACUGUGACAGUCUAUCUUGGUGAUUUUCGCCCACACCAGCAGAGACAACAGACUGAGCAGCCAAAGCCUGUGCCCUCUGCCGCCCUCCACCUACUCCAGGGUAGAUCAAGAGAGAGUACAGGGGCUCAGAUCCAGGUGGCAGGGGAUAUGCUACCAAACUCAACUGAGCAGGCCAUCACUAUUGCUGGCAUCCCACAAUUUAUCAUUGAGUGUGUCGAACAGAUCUGUGUGGUCAUGUUGGAGACUCUCUCCCAGUCUUCCCCCCAAAAGGGCUUGACCAUCCCAUACCAGCCCAAGGGGUCCAGUUCUCCAAUCAUCUUUGCAGGUGGUCAGGACAGGUACAGUACAAUUAGUGACAGUGCGAUUCCCCACACCACCCCAUCCAUGUGCCUCAACCCUGACCUGGAGAGACCACCUCUAGAGGCCUAUACCAUUCAAGGACAGUAUGCCAUUCCACAGCCAGAUUUGACCAAGCUGCACCAGUUGGCAAUGCAACAGUCUCACUUCCCCAUGACGCAAGGCAACACUGGAUUCAGUGGCAUUGAAUCCAGUUCUCCAGAGGUGAAAGGCUAUUGGGCAAGUUUGGAUGCAUCUGCUCAGACUACUUCUCCUGAACUCACCAUUCCAAAUGACUUAAUUGGCUACAUAAUCGGGUGUCAAGGCGCCAAAAUCAAUGAGAUUCGUCAGAUAUCUGGGGCUCAGAUCAAAAUUGCCAAUCCAGUGGAAGGAUCUACUGAUAGGCAGGUUACCAUCACUGGAUCUGCUGCCAGCAUUAGCCUGGCUCAAUAUCUAAUCAAUGUCAGGCUUUCCUCUAAGAUGGAUGGCAUGGGGAGCAGCUAGAACAAUGCAGACUCACCCAUAAC
Messenger RNA from Monodelphis domestica (gray short-tailed opossum), 1085 nucleotides. Lineage: Eukaryota; Metazoa; Chordata; Mammalia; Didelphimorphia; Didelphidae. The record is from RefSeq and is a predicted model, not a curated record.